AUGUUUUUCAAGCAGAUCGAUCUGACCACCGCUCUGCGCCCUUCCCUGAUAUCUGGUGAAGAACUACUUUUCGUACAAGAUGGUGUGGGGCUUUACGAAGGGAAAUACAAGAUUCCUGACUGCCAGCAAGGUUAUGCGUAUCUCACCUCAUUACGUGUAUACUACGUCGACGAGAAGGAGCCUCGAAAGAAUUCAGUUGCUUUUGACCUUCGAGAGGUUGAGAAAACAGACUAUCAAGCAGGUUUUUUGAAAUCUUCCCCGAAAAUCACAUUCCAUCCGAAGCUCCCUAGAGAUGGCCAUCAGUCGGUGCGACUAGCUGAUGGCAGGAUUGCCGUCGAAGAGGGUUCUUCCUCAUUCCCCGGUUCCAGAGCAAACAGUCCCCGUCGUUACUCAAGCCUCUCGUCACCUCUACCACCUUCUAAUGCAACCUGGAUAUGCCCAAUUUGCUCUUUCUCCAACCCAGUGCCCUCGAAUUUCGAUCCCAGUAAUGCCAAUGCUUCCAUUCCUCUGCCACCAUGUCUGGCUUGUGGUAUCAAGCCACCGUUAGCAGUAGUACUAAAAGCUGCUGUUGCCGCGGCGUCAAAGAGAAUUCUACCCCAACACCCUGAUGAGGAAUUUUCCGGCAACGCGAAUUCUACGAUCGACGAUCCGGUGCAGACCGAGACUACCAUCACCUGCCCUCGGUGCACGUUUCACAAUCAUGUAUCACUUCCAGCGUGUGAGAUUUGUGGGGCUCCGCUGAGGAGCGAGCAACAGCAUUAUCCUAUGGCCAAUGGCGGUAGUAAACCGCGACGAGCAGAAUCACCCGGACCACAGUUGGCAGAGUUGAACCUUGAUGAUAACGCAGAACUCGCCAGCGUCAAGAUCUCGUUCCGUGCUGGUGGAGACAAGACCUUCUACGACAGGCUUAAAGGUGCUAUGACUCAGCGGAAAUGGCUUCUGCAAUCCGCACCAUCUAUACCGAGCCCGUUAUCGCCAUCGACGACAGGAGACCUUGACAAUGAGACGGGCUUGGCCCGCACACCCAUCACACGGCCUGCCUCUACUCCAGUAGGUAUCGCUGGGCUGGAGCGACGUGGUUUGGAAAUGCGCAAGAACAAUGAGGUUGUCAUAGGCACGGCGUUCGAGGAUCUCGAGGCACUGAUGGCCUCCGCAAAGGACAUCGUUGCACUGGCAGAAAAAUUUGCGAUUGAUUCGGGCCGGAACGCGGCCGAAACCAGCUCGGUUUUCUCCGAGUCCGCAGCUGCCUUAGGCAUGGUGACAACCAAAGACAAACUAAACUCGGGCUCAGAUAACCUAUAUCUCUCAGAACUUUCUCGCAACCUGGCUGAGUAUCUGACAGAUGAUCGUACAGGCGUCCUGCGUGCUGAGGGUGGAGUCAUGAGUCUUGUAGAUUUAUGGGCAGUCUUUAAUCGCAGCAGAAAUGGGGUGGAACUCGUAAGUCCGUUGGAUUUCCACAAAGCCGCUGAUCUGUGGGGAAGAUUGAACUUGCCUGUUCGCCUCCGACGAUUCAAGAGUGGAUUAUUGGUCGUGCAACGGUCGGACUGGAACGACGACAAGACCGUUCAGCAAUUCAAAACCUGGCUUGGACAGCUCCAGCAGAUAGCACCAGCUGAAGAAGUUCACUGGGAGUGGUCUCUAUUCGGGCGUGGCGUUAGUGCACAAGAGACUGCACAACGGUUUGGUUGGAGUGUAGGAGUUGCAAUUGAGGAGUUAGAGAUGGCCGAGGACAAGGGUGUACUUUGUCGCGAAGAGGGUAUAGAAGGUCUUAAAUUCUGGAGCAAUUUCUUAGUAGAAGUCGGCUCAGAUGCUGAAUGA
Messenger RNA from Endocarpon pusillum Z07020, 1818 nucleotides. RefSeq lists its product as uncharacterized. Gene Ontology annotation, biological process: protein transport to vacuole involved in ubiquitin-dependent protein catabolic process via the multivesicular body sorting pathway. Gene Ontology annotation, cellular component: late endosome membrane; ESCRT II complex. The transcript has 3 exons. Gene Ontology annotation, molecular function: ubiquitin binding; phosphatidylinositol-3-phosphate binding. Lineage: Eukaryota; Fungi; Ascomycota; Eurotiomycetes; Verrucariales; Verrucariaceae. The record is from RefSeq and is a predicted model, not a curated record. Bases 1 to 1818 code for a protein of 605 amino acids.